This is a messenger RNA of Scleropages formosus (Asian bonytongue), 3865 nucleotides long. It is a transcript of the gene ap1g1, whose product is annotated as adaptor related protein complex 1 subunit gamma 1. The coding region runs from base 118 to 2577 and encodes 819 amino acids. NCBI's taxonomy places the organism in Eukaryota, Metazoa, Chordata, Actinopteri, Osteoglossiformes, Osteoglossidae. Gene Ontology annotation, cellular component: AP-1 adaptor complex; Golgi apparatus; membrane coat. The record is from RefSeq and is a predicted model, not a curated record. Gene Ontology annotation, biological process: intracellular protein transport; vesicle-mediated transport. The transcript has 24 exons.
GCCUGCGGUAGAAGUGCUGAGGCUGGCAGAGCCGCCAUUUUGAAUGUCAGCCUUGUUCCUCUGUCCUCCGCGAAGACAGACGAUUCUCGUGUGUUUCUGGUGUCACCGAGCCUGAGGAUGCCAGCUCCAAUCAGACUCCGGGAGCUUAUCCGGACCAUCCGGACUGCCCGGACCCAGGCAGAGGAACGGGAGAUGAUUCAGAAAGAAUCUGCUGCUAUUCGGUCAUCUUUCAGAGAAGAAGACAAUACGUACCGCUGUCGAAAUGUCGCCAAGCUGCUCUAUAUGCACAUGCUGGGCUAUCCAGCUCACUUUGGACAGUUGGAGUGCCUGAAAUUGAUUGCGUCUCAGAAGUUCACAGACAAACGAAUAGGGUACCUGGGCGCCAUGUUGCUACUGGAUGAGAGACAAGAUGUUCAUCUACUGAUGACAAAUUGCAUCAAGAAUGACCUGAAUCACAGUACGCAGUAUGUCCAGGGCCUUGCCCUUUGUACACUAGGCUGCAUGGGCUCCUCAGAAAUGUGCCGUGAUCUUGCAGGGGAGGUGGAAAAGCUCCUCAAAACUUCAAAUUCAUACCUGAGGAAAAAGGCAGCAUUGUGUGCUGUUCACGUGAUCCGGAAGGUGCCUGAACUUAUGGAGAUGUUCCUCCCAGCAACAAAGAACCUGCUGAGUGAGAAAAAUCACGGGGUUCUCCAUACCUCGGUUGUUCUGCUCACGGAGAUGUGCGAGCGAAGUCCAGAUAUGCUAUCUCAUUUUCGCAAGAAUGAAAAGCUUGUUCCACAGCUUGUCCGAAUUUUAAAGAACCUUAUCAUGUCAGGGUACUCUCCAGAGCACGAUGUCUCGGGCAUCAGCGACCCAUUCUUGCAGGUGCGCAUACUGAGGUUGCUCAGAAUUCUGGGUAAAGGCGAUGAUGACUCAAGCGAGGCAAUGAAUGACAUUCUUGCACAGGUUGCAACAAAUACAGAGACGAGUAAAAAUGUAGGCAAUGCAAUCCUUUACGAAACUGUCCUCACCAUAAUGGACAUCAAAUCAGAAAGUGGGUUGAGGGUAUUAGCAAUCAACAUAUUGGGACGGUUCUUACUAAACAAUGACAAGAAUAUACGAUAUGUGGCACUAACAUCUCUACUGAAGACAGUGCAGACGGACCAUAACGCAGUGCAACGACAUCGCAGUACAAUUGUAGACUGUUUGAAGGACCUAGAUGUGUCCAUCAAGAGACGUGCAAUGGAGCUCAGCUUUGCUCUGGUGAAUGGGAACAACAUCCGUGGUAUGAUGAAAGAGCUGCUAUACUUCCUGGACUCUUGUGACCCAGAAUUCAAAGCAGACUGUGCUUCAGGCAUCUUCCUGGCAGCAGAGAAGUAUGCACCUUCAAAAAGAUGGCACAUAGACACUAUCAUGAGGGUCCUUACCACGGCAGGCAGCUAUGUUCGGGAUGACUGUGUGCCAAAUCUCAUCCAGCUCAUCACCAACAGCGUGGAGAUGCACGCCUACACAGUCCAGAGACUCUACAAAGCCCUGCUCGAUGACAUCUCUCAGCAACCCUUCGUUCAGGUGUCCUCCUGGUGCAUAGGGGAGUACGGAGAUCUUCUUGUGUCAGGCCAGUGUGAAGAGGAGGACCCCAUCCAGGUAACAGAAGACGAGGUCCUUGAUGUUCUGGAAGGCCUCCUAGCUUCCAAUCUGUCGUCCCCUGUAACUCGGGGUUAUGCCCUUACUGCAGUUAUGAAGCUGUCCACUCGCCUCAGUAGUGUCAAUCGGAUUAAGAAGGUAGUGUCGAUAUACGGCAGCAGCAUAGAUGUGGAGCUGCAGCAGAGGGCUGUAGAAUACAAUGCACUUUUCAAGAAAUAUGAUCAUAUGAGGUGUGCUCUGCUCGAGAGAAUGCCCAUCAUGGAAAAGGCCGCAGCCAACGGCCCCACAGAGACUGUUCAAACCAAUGGGGAGGCAGAGCCUGCUGGCCUAGAGCCGAAGCACCCACCCACCAUCAUUCAACCAGCCAAUCAGGCUAACGAUCUGUUGGACCUCCUUGGAGGAAACGACGUGGUGCCUGUAAUCUCCACAGCUCCUGCCAUGAAGCCUGCUUCAGCUGGGGGGGAGCUUCUCGACCUGCUUGGGGGUCUUUCCCUGUCAGCUCCCACUCCUGCCCCCCCUAUUCCCAUGUCGCAACCCCCCUUUCUGCUUGAUGGGCUCUCAUCACAGCCGCUCUUCAAUGACAUUGCUACAGGUAUUCCUCCAAUGACGGCAUACAACAAGAAUGGACUGAAAAUAGACUUCACAUUUGAACGGUCCAAUACAAACCCAAAUAUAGCGAUUAUAACCAUCCAUGCCGCCAAUAGCACUGAGGCAGAGAUGACAAACUUCGUAUUCCAAGCUGCAGUACCAAAGACGUUCCAGCUGCAGCUUCUCUCCCCCAGCAGCAGCAUUAUCCCAGCACUCAACCAGGGCCCCGUCACACAGGUCAUUAAGGUGCUCAACCCGCAGAAGCAGCAACUGAGGAUGAGGAUCAAGCUGACAUAUAACCACAAAGGGUCCCCGGUCCAGGACCUGGCUGAGGUCAACAAUUUCCCCCCACAGUCCUGGCAGUGACGCCCUCCCUCAGCUCCCACUUCAAGUCCCGUAUAGGGAACUAUGGGGGUGGGAUGGGGUGGGUAAGGUUCUUAAAUCUACUACUCAAUGACGAAGCGGCAGGCUGCUGCCCCCAGCUGGCAAAGGGGAGCCGACGCACUCCGACAUCGAUAGAGGUGAUGGUGACAAUGACGAUUACAACAAAGACAUCAACAUACAGAACCGUCAUGUCCAUUUCCUGACUUUACAACUUCCGGUUCCAUCCCGGUGUCUGAAGGCAUUGGCCUGCAAUGGGUGCCAGUCUCCCCCCUGUUCUGUGUUCAGGCACUCUAAAAUCGCCAUCCCCCAGUCACUCAUUCUCAUGUGGAAACUCAUCUUUCUGAUCCAUCAAAGUAAGGAGUUUCCACGCUUAUGCUUGAAGCAGUCUCUUUUGUGGCCCGUCUUUUUAACUAAGUCUAAAUGUUCAUGUUUGGGAAGAUUUGAGGACACUUUUGUAAACAUUCCUCCCCACCCCUCAACUCAAUUAAAUGUAACCGAAGACUAUAAAGUUUGCACUUUAUCUCGUUGUCUGGUCAUUAUGCUGAGUUAAAGUCAUUUCUGGUUGUUUUCAUAAAUCAUUGUGGUCUUAGAAUUUUACACCCCCCCUCCCCAAUAAUGUCCUGAUGUCAAGAUCAUAUUUCAGUAACUCUGAUUACUAGGUCUCUAAUCCAAGGACAGGGUCUGUGGAAAGAUGAUAAAAUAUGUUUUAUAGUAAGCAGUGGGGUCAAUGAACUGGAGGAAUGGGUUUGUUUUACUGAUUGCCUUGUGCAGGAUUUUCUCAGCAGUGUUCCUUGGGCUGCCAUUGCUGUUUUUGCACUCGCACUGCCGUUCUUUGGUCUGCAGGUCUUUUGUUGUUGAAAAGAAGCACCUCGUAUCCAGUCCUGCUGUGCCGUCAGGAUGAAGAAGCUCUGAAUAUUCACUUUCAUACUCAAAGGGAAGUCGGAGAGCGUUUUGACCCUUUAUUACAGGGUUGCUUUUAACUGUCCAGAACUGCAAGAAUGAUUUUUUUCAAACAGCCCAGUUGACCUUAGACAUCUAAAAUUUUCUAUAUGUAGUGAUAUUCUUCCUUUUGAUUUUAGUAUUAGAUGAUCAUUUUCCCUAGUGUAACCUACUGGUUUUUUUUUUUUUAUGUUCUGUUUGCUGUCCUUUGAUUUUUACUUGAUCACCGGUGUUUACUUCGAGGAAAUGUUUUUUGAUAAAUGGGUUUUACAAGCUCUUCACUUUUGACAGGAUUAUUGCCAGCUUUCUUACCCCCCCCCCCCCCCCCCAA